ACAUGUAAAUUAACAUAAUCAGAAAUGAAAAGGAGAACAUAAUAAUGGAACAUAACUUAGGAAAUCCAGAGAAUCAUCAGGUCAUACUUUGAAAAUCUAUAAACCAGGGAAAGGGGCUGGCGAUCGCACACAGCACAUUCAGGGUGGGGAUGGCAGCAGCACUGGCAGCUGUUGCAGGGAGCGGGAUGCCCAGAAAGGAGGAGGCUCCCUGAGGGGAGGUAGCAGCUAUGCAUACCCAAACCCCAACGAGUUCACUCGGGGCUCUCCAGGCUGCCUCUGGCGAAAGAGUAAAGGCUUUGGUGAAGGCAGACCCUGAAGUAAACUCAGGUGAGGAAGCCAUCUUUAUCCUGGCGCAGACCGCGGAGCUGUUCGUGGAAACGAUUGCAAAAGUUGCCUACUGCUGUGCUCAACAAGGAAAGAGGAAAACCCUCCAGAGGAGAGAUUUGGAUAAUGCAAUAGAAGCCGUGGGUGAAUUUGCUUUUCUAGAAGGGCCUUGGAUUGAUUGAGGAGCUGAAUGAUUUUGUGAGCCUUUGCUGCAUCCUUCAUCAUUCCCUGUGCAAGCCUCAGCAUUGGAGAGAGUCUGUGUGUGUACAAAUCUUCUUGUUCUACUUUACCCACGCUACAAGACAAGAAAUCUCUGAUACAUUCUCCACAAAGGCUUCCAUUAUUCGAGACUGUCUUCCAGUUCAGGCCUGGAUGUAGCUGAUGCUGCUUGGGGCAGAGAUGAAAGGACUGUUCUGCAUAAGUGGCUCAGUGAUGGAGGAAGACCAGGAUAAAGGUCUUUGGUCAGCUUCAUUCCUGUUUUACAGUUUUGCCUUUGCUCUUGCCCUGUGACUGGAGAAACAAGCAAACAGACACAGACUUCCCUCAUCUUCUACCAACCAUCCUGAAUCAGCCUUUUUUAUUAACUUUGUUCUUUCUCAGUAUGUCAUUGGAAAGUGGGUCUAUAAUUUAUGUGAUACCACUUCUCCUUAGGGGUCAAAUCAAUGUGGUCCUCACAGUUUCAUUGAAGUAUAAUUCAUGUGUCACAAACAAUUUAAACUAAAUCUCAGUGCUUUUAUGAAUAUUCAUAGAUAUAUAUAGC
Messenger RNA from Cricetulus griseus (Chinese hamster), 1084 nucleotides. NCBI's taxonomy places the organism in Eukaryota, Metazoa, Chordata, Mammalia, Rodentia, Cricetidae. The record is from RefSeq and is a predicted model, not a curated record.